Parastagonospora nodorum SN15 is the source of this 555-nucleotide messenger RNA. RefSeq lists its product as hypothetical. The transcript has 2 exons. The record is from RefSeq and is a predicted model, not a curated record. The coding region runs from base 1 to 555 and encodes 184 amino acids. NCBI's taxonomy places the organism in Eukaryota, Fungi, Ascomycota, Dothideomycetes, Pleosporales, Phaeosphaeriaceae.
AUGCUCGGUUUCAAGAAGCUCCUCGCAAUUGCUGCGCUCGUUGCUGCCGUCGUUGUCGCUGACAGUGAGCUCACCACUUUAAUUCCCAAUUCUCCUGCCUCCUGCGCGGCUGCUGUCACCGUCACCGUCACCAACACGGUCACUGCUUGCGCUUCGCCUACCGGACCUGUCGCGCCUCCUCCAGUUUACUCUUCGCCUACUCCACCCGCUUCGUCCGUCGAGGUGCCGCCUUCUCCGCCUGCCUCAUCAGCUGAGGUUCCGCCUCCUCCUCCCGCCUCGUCGGCUGAGGUCCCGCCUGCCCCUCCGGCUUCCUCGGGCGAGGUUCCUCCCCCGGCUUCGUCUGGUCCGGCUGAGUCUUCCGCCACUCCUCCCGCGAGCAGCGGUGUUGAGCCCUCCACUGGAUCUAUCACCACCCCAGGCCCCUCUACCACCGCCGCCAUGAGCUCGCAGCCCGGCACUCCCACCCCUUCUGAGGUCUCGACCGCUGGUGGUGCCAUCGCGACGCCACUCAUCGGUCUGGGCUCGUUCGUGUUUGCCAUGGCUGCCCUCGUCUAG